Linum trigynum is the source of this 896-nucleotide messenger RNA. Lineage: Eukaryota; Viridiplantae; Streptophyta; Magnoliopsida; Malpighiales; Linaceae. The record is from the annotation of a GenBank genome assembly.
GACCAGGGAAAAACCCUAAUCGGAGAACCAGAGAGGAAAAAGAGCGAUGAAACGAGCAUCUUCUCUGUUCAGGCUUCUCUCAGCCUCCAGUCGGAGCCGGAUUCUUCAAUCUAGCCCCGAAUUCAUCCAAAGCUCCAAAUCUCCAGCCGCCAUAGUUAGCAGGUACGCUAAUCCGACCCGAUUUUACUCUUCAGAGUCGGAUCCAUGGAGUAGAUCAAAUCCCGAGAAGCAGCAGCGAAGCGAUCCAUCGUCCCUUGAAGGUGUCGAUGUGGUGAGCGAUGAAGAGCUGAAGAGGCGAAUCGAGAGGUUCUACAACGGGGACGGAGAUGCGAUCCCGUCGAUAUUUGAAGCCAUCUUGGCGAGGAAGCUGGCCGGGGUCAGCGACGACGAGAAUCUGAUGAAGGAGCUCCGGGAGAAGUUCCCGAUGGAGAAUGUGGACAAGGAAGGAGGGUUCGAUUUUGAUGAGGAGGAAUUGGACGACGACGAUGACGAGGAGGAUCAUUAGUGACGACGAUUUGGUAUUUACAAUCAACAAUUGUUGUCAAUGUUAUGGUUUAUAUUGGUCCAGACCCUUAAAUUAUAGCAGGGUAGAUCGUAUAUGGCUUCUGCAUAUUAGAAAUUUAUACGGCUGCUGGUGUUGAAUUAUACAUUUUGGCUUUUCCGACGAAUUAUUGCUGUGAAUUUCGCCGGCGGAACUAAGGCUGGUCGGUCUGUAUACGACUUUUCGAGUUGUACCUUUACUGUUACCGGAAAGUAUAUUGCUUUGAGUUGAAGUGGAAAACAGAGGACGCCGUUCUGCCUUUCACCGCCGGCGAGCGCCGGUGGAUGUCGACUGCUAAUUUAACUCUUUAGUUAUAUUUGAUUGAGGAACUUUUGAAUUAAUGUACAUAAUACAA